GUGCAUCAGGGUUGCAGAUUAACUGCACGAGAGGGAACAAUUCCCCAGGAGAGAGGCCUUUAUGCAAGAGCAGAUGGAGCCAUUUCCACAACUAAAUUUGAAGGCCCCAGAAAGCUGGAUGCGCAUGAGAAGCUGCAAGAUGGUCCGGGUGGUUAGUGUUCUGGGUCUGGUGAUGCUCAGCGUAGCUCUGCUGAUUUUGUCCUUCAUCAGCUACGUGUCUCUGAAAAAAGACAAUAUCUUCACCACUCCCAAAUACGCCAACACGGGAGUGCCACGAAUGUACAUGUUCCACACUGGAUUUAGGUCCCAGUUUGCACUGAAGUUCCUUGACCCUUCCUUUGUACCCAAUACAAACGCCUUGAACCAUGAGUUGCAGGAUAAGGCUCCCAAAUGGACAUUCAACAGGACGGCAUUUUUGCAGCAAAGGCGAGAAAUUCUUCAGCAUGUUGACGUGAUCAAAAACUUCUCCUUGACGAAGAAUAUGGUUCGGAUUGGGCAGCUGAUGCAUUAUGAUUACUCCAGCCACAAAUAUGUCUUCUCCAUUAGCAACAGCUUCCGCUUGCUGCUUCCAGAUGUCUCUCCUAUUCAGAACAAGCACUACAAUAUUUGUGCUGUCGUCGGAAAUAGCGGCAUACUUGUGGGAAGUCAGUGCGGGCAAGAAAUAGAUAAAUAUGAUUUUGUUUUCCGUUGCAAUUUUGCCCCGACUGAGGCAUUCCAGAAGGAUGUCGGGAGGAAAACCAAUCUCACCACCUUCAACCCCAGCAUUCUGGAGAAGUACUACAACAACCUGUUGACCAUUCAAGAUCGAAAUAACUUUUUCCUAAGCCUGAAGAAGCUGGACGGCGCCAUUCUCUGGAUCCCAGCCUUUUUCUUCCAUACUUCAGCAACCAUUACAAGAACAUUGGUUGACUUCUUUAUCGAGCAUCGUGGGCAGCUAAAAGUCCAGCUGGCUUGGCCAGGAAAUAUCAUGCAACAUCUCAACAGGUAUUGGAAAAACAAGCACUUGGCACCCAAACGGCUCAGUACAGGUAUUCUCAUGUACACGCUGGCAUCUGCAAUUUGUGACGAAAUCCACCUAUACGGGUUCUGGCCUUUUGGAUUUAAUCCGAACAACCGGGAAGACCUUCCGUACCAUUACUAUGAUAAAAAAGGAACAAAGUUUACGACCAAGUGGCAAGAGUCCCACCAGCUCCCUGCCGAAUUCCAGCAACUCUUUCGAAUUCACGGCGAAGGUCUAGCAAAGCUGACUUUGUCCCAGUGUGCCUAAGGAUUUAACACUUGAAGUGCCAAAUGAUUGUCGUUGUUUUUUAAGUAAAAAAAAAAAGUGCCCAAAAUGAAUUCACCGUUUUUUCCAAAACAGAAUUCUAAGUGGAGAGAAAAAAAGAAUUUAUGGGCAGGGAUUUCCUUUGAUUCAGAGAUGCUCUGAAAGCACCCUUUGAUUGCCAUCUUUUCAAGCAUUGGAGGGUGUCUUUAGCAUAUUUAGCAAUGCAGAAGGAUUUAUUCUAUUUGUGCAGUAGGAAAGUCAAAGCUGUUUACAGCAGAAAGUUUUGCAUUUCUGGUUAUGCUGCCAAGAUGGCUCUCUUUAAAGUAUUUUCAUAGUCACGUAUUUUUCACAUUCCGCAAAAUGUCUCAAAACGUUGAAUGUUAAAACACCUGUGUUUGCUUAUUAAGAUUCUUGGCUUGUUUUCUUGGCUAACUUGCACAACUCCUCUUAGUAGCUGAAGAACAGUUUGAGGACCGCUCCUGAAUGUUCUGACCGAAUGACCAUUUGCACCAGUAUUAACUCCUUUAAGGUCAAUGGGAAUAUAUCACUGUAAGUGGCCAUUGCAUUAUUCCAAAGAUCUUUCGUUAGCAUAACAAGCCCAAUGGGGAGUGAAAUAUACUUUCCUUGCAGGCAUGCAGAGAUGGGCCUUUGGAUACCCAAGGGAUGCAUUUGACCCUUGUCACAGUCUUUUGUGGACUCCUAUUUCCCUCCCACUCAAGCUUGUCCCAACCACUAUGGCUAAGUAGAGCAGCUCUGGAGAGGGCCAGGCAGUCUCUGACUUGACCUGUGCCACUCCCAGUGUUAAACGAAACACUUCUCCCUUCACAGUGUGCUUCUCAAGUGAGAGAGACUUAGCAAAUGCCCUUUGUAAAGAAAGAGUAUGCCACCAGAAGUCUCUGUGGCAAUACAGAAACUUCUGUAGCUCCCAGUCAUAUCUCAAAGGGCAUCUGUGAAAGCAAGAAUUGCCACAACCUGUCCUAGGCCAAUUUAUUCAACCAAGGGGGCUACCGAACCAACCAACCAAGGAGGUUGCAGCCUCUCCCCAGCCAAAGGGCACAGGCAUGACUCCAUAGGAGUUCGUUCAUCAAAGAACUCAGUCUGGGACAGUCUGGCCCCUGAGGCUGAAGAUAUUGUCCGUAACUGCUCUACAGUUUUGAAUAGAUCACGAGCGCAAUGCUAAAAUGCUAGGCCGUGUUGAGACUAGUUAGAAAAGCAACAGACAAUUUUGAGUCAUUCGGUUUUUGCCAUAGUUUCUGAUGAGUUUGAAGUUCUUGGAUCAGGGAUGAGAAAGCUCUGUUGCUGUCAACAUGGUGCCCUGCCAUGUCCCAUCCUGGUCUUCACAGGGGGUACAGCGCAGUGGCAACACCUCACCUCAUGCCCCAGAGGGUCCCCAUCCCUGCUGUAAAUUGAGAGGAUUCAUGAGAGCUCCAGACUGAGGUCUCCAUCUCUCCUCGUCCAAGUAUUUGUUCUGACAUGACUAAUGGAGGAAUGCCAUUGUUUUCACACCAGGGCUGGGAAUGGGUUUUUUUGGAUUUCCCGCUAGAAAUCUACUUCACUUCUAAACGUCACUGUUGCUAUAAGCCACUGCUUUCCGGGAGUUUAAACCCCAAGCUACAUCAUGGUGUGAGUGUGUGUGUGUGUGUGUGUGUGUGUGUUGUUGGGAGUUUGAGGGUCUUCCCUAACUAUACAUUUUUGGCAUUGUCCCUUAGGGUCGAAGCAGUUACUUAACUUUCUGUUGUUUACAGUUGGUAGUUAUGUCAAAACUGGCACCUGAAGAAGUUUCAACACUGUUUGACUGCCUCUUUGCGAAGACAUUACUCCCCGGAUGUUGCAGUGUUGAAAAUUCCUUAGCUAGACUCAUUUAUUAAACAGUUUUAAAUUACCUUUUAAAAAACUGUCCCAGUUUAGUCAAGCAGCAAGGGUGUGUUUUUUGUUUGUUUAUAAAACAAACUUUAAUACAAGCAUUCAUUAAAAGUACCGUCAUAAAACAGGCACACGCACCCCCUCCUUUGUUCUCAUGCAGGAGAUAAUUCCUCUUUUAAAAGAGACAACCAUUACAACAGCAGCAAAAACGAUGGUUUUGCUUCAAAAUUAUUUUGCCCAUUUUAAGAUUUUUGCAGAUUUAAAGCAAUAGAUUGAUCAGAGUAGUCAACUAAAAUAUGUAUGAUUAAUCAAGCAUGGGUUUUUUUGGGGGGGGGGAAUGGGAUGGACCAUCUUUCAAAUCCUUCCACUUUCCAAAAUUUAAGUCUCAGAAACAAUUAAACUUGCAACGUAUACCAUAAUCCUGCAGAACUUCCUUUUUCAAAAGGAAAUAAAUAAAUAGUGAUUUCAGCUUCGCUGAGUGUGCCAUGAGCUUUGCUAAAGACUUCAAAGGAUCUGAUCUUUAAGGUCCUCUACUGAAAUAACAGCCCAUUGACAUUAAUGGUCUAUCACUGGAGCACCUUGGGGAUCAAAGCUAUUCAGCCUAUAUUUCAAUAUAAUCUUGAUUGUUUGUUUUAACCUCAAGCUUUGAUAUUAUUAAUGUAUGGUUCAAAAGCUUCAUUGGUGUUAGCUGAGCUGAUUCAGAUGGCCAUCUCCUGUCCUUAAACACAUGCUUCUUCUCUUCCCCUCCACAAAAAAUGUAUAGGAACUGAUUUGCACUUCCAUUAUUCCACCAUGAUAUUCCACUGAAGAAGACCCUGCACUUAACAUGUUUACCAGUGAUAUCAUUGACAUCAAUAACCGUUUGCCAUUGUGUGCUGUAUUGGAGGCUGAUAGUGGAAGAGCAGUGCGACAAAAAGUAGUAGCCUGAUCCUAUAUUAGAUAUAUGUGUACUUGGGGAGAGAAGAUAGGAGUUAUUAAAUGUGGGAGAUGAAAUGGAAGCCUCCUGACUUGCCAUUUUUGUAGAUGGGACCCUGAGGAUAGUAAGCUCCUAAACAGAGCCUAUCUCAUUGUGUUAGUUACCCUAGAUUGCUAAGGUUUUUGUUUUGUUUUGUUGUGGUUUUUUAAUACAUGUUAAUGUAAGAUAACCUAUAGUGGUCCAGGCAUUUGGGGACUUCCAAACUAAGUCCUAAAUUAAGCCUAGUUAUUCUAUUUGAAUUAUAAUUGUCAUCCUUGACGACAAUUCAGGGAAGGCAUUCAAUGAACGUUUGAACAGCACUGAUCUCUAAUUAUUGAUAUGUUGUUGCAUUAAUAGGGACAUAGUAAUAGGGCUUGUGUUAUCCACAGACUAAUGUGCUUUGUGAGUAUCUCUCUCUCUCUCUUUUCUCAAUUUCUAGUUGACGACGGUAAGAAAUUGCACUGACCACUUAUGUGCUCCUUAUUGUAUAGCUACUGUUGUUACCAAGUCACAAAGUUGGUCAUCAAUCCAGCUAAGAUGAAUUGCUGGGUGUAAUGGCCUGCAGCCUUUGAACCUCUUUAACAGGAGCAAUCCAUUGACCGCAGUAGAAAUCCACCCAAGAAAACAUUGUGCAGGUUAAUGCUUAUGGCUCUGUUAAAAGAGAGGAGAGAAAGAGAUCCAAGAAAGAAAACAAAUUAUUCAGACAUUAGUAAUUGGAAUUCAGAAAGGUAUUGACAACGAAAGGGUCAUAUCAUAGUCAUUGAUUUUCAUGCGGAAUUCGCCAUUGAUAUUUCAUAACCUCAUUGAAUAUUUCAGAGCCAUAGAUUCCAUCAGGGAGUCCAACUUCAAAAUCAACAGCUCAAUAUCAUCCAAAGCAAAUUACUUUUUUUUGACGUAUCAAUACUCUUGGUUUCAGGGCAGAAGUCUCUCCUUAAAGCAAAGUGUAUGAUUCACGACUAUGUAUUUCCUAUAUGCUGCUUUAAUCCUGCUUUUGAAAACUGGUGUGAUCCUACAGUUGUUGGCCAAAACUGUAAAUAGCUUUUAUUUUUCUGCUGGAAUCAGUUGAAAGGACUUCCACUGUGUUUGUCCAAAGCAACCCCAUUGCCAAGCCCAAGAGAGGCUGUUCAACAAUCGUAUAAAUGCUUGAGUACCAUCAGUCCUGGAAUGGUAUGUAACACUCAUGCAACAUAGAUUUUUAAAUGAGUUGUGAAUUCUAGGGUGACACAACUCCUUGAGUAGCAUGGCUUCUAGAGUAGUGUGGGUCCUUGACUAAGAGAUUCAAGAGAUAGAUAGACGCAGCAGAAAUGUAAAUAUAGGGCAGGACUUAAAUAAGAUGUCUAUCAAAACAAACAAACUUUAAUCCAAUUAUUCUAGGAUCUCUUUUCACCACUGUACCAAGUGAUCUGUUCUGGGCAUGAGUGUACUGGUAUGUGCACAUAGCUUUCCCACCUGGAAGGUUACGCAAUUCAUUUUAGUGGAAGGAACCAGCUGAGCCAUGUAGCUUGGCUCCCUUCAUUGAAAUUAAUGGCGGGGCACAUUCCAUGUGCACAAGAGGUCCAUGUGUGCAUCUUGGCAGACAGUAGACAUUUAGACUGGGGUGCUUGACAUCUUUGCUGUUCUUCACAGCAUCGUGCAUGAAGACCUACCUUGCAUUCACUGAAAUUAAAUGAGAAACUUGCACUGCCUGUGGUGGAAGGAAGCUCACAUCCAAACGUAUGUGUUCAAGAUGCAUGCGUAUUCCAUUGUCCACGUCUGUAACAUGCCUUCAUUCUCACCUGUAGAAGACCCGCAAUGGCAUCAAAGAGAUAUGCAUGUGCAAACACUCCGAAUGGCAGUCCCCAGUGCAUGGGGACUGUACCCCAUGCUGGUACACACUGCUGUUUACAACAUGUGUUGUUAAGCUCUUGAUUUGAUUAGGCAUCGGUAGAUAGGCCUUGGUCAAAAUAAUCAAAACUACCUGUGAGGAUCUGAUGACUGGGCUGGUGAUUGAGACACACAAUAUUUCCAGAUCUAUGUACUCUGGCUUACAUGAUCGUCCAUUGUCAAUUGGUCUAUAUAAAAUAUAGAACAGGCAUGCAGAAGGGAGAUUGAGAUCUGCUAGUAGAUCUCUGAGUGACUGGCAGUAGAUCAACAAAGAUUUCUGAUUCCCUAUUUUCGUGGACUUACGCGCAGGUGUGUACUUCUUAACAUCCAUCCAUUUACAAUGGGCCUGCACAACUUUUGAUAGAGGGAGCCAAAGGCAGACAGUUGUCCAAGCAUGGUCUAAGCAUAGGCGGUCCAAGGAAGAUGGAGGGGGGAAACUUGCCUGGAGCUACACAGCCAGGGGGAGUGGGCUCCUGAGAGACCAUAAUAUGGUGAGUAUGUUGAGUGCAGGCCCAAUCAGAUACCAACAGGUCUUCUGCUCCCAUUUCUUUCCUUUAAGCAUCCAAAAUCCCCAAAAAGCCAAGAAUAGGAAAUUUGAAUGGAGGUUGCAAGCGGAGGACAGGAUCCUGUAAAUAAGUGUGAACUACUCUAAGGAGCUUGCUGUUCCUUGCUGAGUGGCAUCAUCUUUACACAGAAAUCGCAUUUUUCAGAAAUUCUGCCAUGGUCAUCAAAACCAACCAUUUGUUCUUAAAUAGCCAUAUUAGAAAGUCUUUAUUUUUCAGGUAGCAAAUGUACACUAGAGUCAGGAUUUAAUCUCAGGUGAAAUGGUGUGGAAAGCUGCACAAUGUUUCAAAACGUUUGGCAUGGGGGAGGAAAAAACCUGGAGGUUGUCCUAGUGAAGUCAGUGGAGAUUUCACUGGUGGGGGAACCAGUCAACAAGCAAGCGCCAUUAAAUGAAUGAAGCGUUGCCCUGAUACACAACUUAAUUCAUUUUUGAUGGAGGAGUUGUUCCCAAUAGCUUGUGUAGAACUCGGUUCAGCUCCAGGAUAAUAAGUAUUAAAGAUAUAUGAAACAGGGCCACACCUCUGAGAUUGGAAUGUGAUCUGUACAAUGUAAUGUACAUGUAAAUAUUUUGUCUGACUUGUUCAUUGCCAGCUAGUUCAUCCAGCCAAAAUUAAGAUGUUUCAACCUUACCGGUUUCAGUGGGAGCAUCAGAAACCUCUGAAAUCAAAGAGGCUGAAAGGUUGGAAUCAGUUUGGUUGGAUUGUACACCUUGGUGUGUGUAUUUUCUUUUCUUUAUUGUUUCCUUGUAGAUGAAUUCUGCAUAGUUAUUGUGAUUGAAAAUUAUUGGGGGUGGGGUGCGGGAGAUUUGCAACGAUUCCUUUUGAAUAUUUCAACAACGUUAUUGUCGGGUGUGGAUGUGCCUGCCACAUUGACUCAUGUGCCAAAACAUGAUAUUGAAUGCAUUGUUUUUAAAUAAAAUGUUUUAUUGUGCACUGGAAACCCCCAGGCCUUCUCUA
Messenger RNA from Podarcis muralis (Common wall lizard), 7465 nucleotides. It is a transcript of the gene ST8SIA3, whose product is annotated as ST8 alpha-N-acetyl-neuraminide alpha-2,8-sialyltransferase 3. NCBI's taxonomy places the organism in Eukaryota, Metazoa, Chordata, Lepidosauria, Squamata, Lacertidae. Gene Ontology annotation, molecular function: alpha-N-acetylneuraminate alpha-2,8-sialyltransferase activity. Gene Ontology annotation, biological process: N-glycan processing; oligosaccharide metabolic process. The record is from RefSeq and is a predicted model, not a curated record.